AUGGUGCAUCCCCGCAUGCGCACCAGUGGUGCGUUGGAUACAUACUCUUACAUCGAUGCGACGAAUGCUCUUGGGAGAGAGUACCCUGAUAUUCAGUUGUCAGACAUAAUUGCUGUUGACAGCAAGAUUAAAGAUUUGGCGAUUACAGCCUCCGAGCGCGGUGUGGUCGUCCUGCGUCGCCAGGACAUUGAAGUACACCAACUCAAAUACCUUAUACAACGAAUGGGAGAAUUGACAGGAAAGCCUAAAGAAGGGAAGCUGCAUGUUACCCCGAUACACCCGGACGUCAAUUUGUGUCUGGGCGACGACCCAGUCUUCUCUGACCCUGAAGUUUACGUCGUGUCCUCUGAACAUAAUCGCGACAAAUUCGACGACUAUCUGAACACAAAGCAGAAGCAGUUUGCCAGCCGGGGUUGGCAUGCGGAUACUUCAUACGAGAAUAUCCCAUCGGACUAUAUUGCAAUGAAAAUGGUGAAGACUCCAAGAACCGGAGGUGAUACCCUUUUUGGCUCCUGUUAUGGAGCGUAUGACCGAUUGUCAGAGCCGUGGCAGAGAAUGGCUGAUUCCUUAUCUUUUGUCACAAAUCCAGUUACUGGAUGGAAAGCACUAUGGGGUUUUAGUCCAAUUUCGAUGCGCGCCAACGGAAAGAUCAAUGAAGUUACCGACUAUGAACAUGAGCUGAUGAAGGCAUACUUCUUGAAGCUUAUCACAGACAAUCAUGAUUUACAGUACCGCCAUCGGUGGGAGACUGAUGAUGUUGUCAUUUGGGAUAAUCGGACUGUCCUCCACGCUGGCACCUAG
Aspergillus terreus NIH2624 is the source of this 801-nucleotide messenger RNA. RefSeq names its product TauD/TfdA dioxygenase family protein. Gene Ontology annotation, molecular function: 2-oxoglutarate-dependent dioxygenase activity. The record is from RefSeq and is a predicted model, not a curated record. NCBI's taxonomy places the organism in Eukaryota, Fungi, Ascomycota, Eurotiomycetes, Eurotiales, Aspergillaceae. The transcript has 7 exons. Gene Ontology annotation, cellular component: cytoplasm. The coding region runs from base 1 to 801 and encodes 266 amino acids.